AGACUCGGUAUAAUGUCUUCGCCAUAUACAAUGUUUGGUUCUCAAAGACAUGUAAACAAAUAAAUAGUUGUGAAGUAAACAAGUGUGCUUUGCAUGGUUAAUGUGAACGAAGAUCUUCAUAUCUUUAAUUAAAAAAAAUGUCGAAAUUACUGCGUCUCGAUACGAUCUGUGCAAGCCGAAAUGCCUUAACGAAGUUGUUAUUCAGUACCUCAACUGCAAAUGGACUCGAACAGAAGUGGAGACGAGAAAAUGGAUUACCUGAAAAUCCAAAUAAAGAGCUCUCAUUAAUCAACACUCCUGACUACACAUUCCUUGAUGGAAGAACAACUCCACUGGGUGUAAGGCAGAAGAAGCGACUACUUAAACAACGUGAAUAUGCGGAAAAAAUUGUGAAGCUGACCCAAGAAAUGGAUUUUGCUGUCGAACGUCAUGAAAGAUUGAAGAGGGAGGAGGAAGAAUAUAGGAAAAAUAUUAUAAACAGUAAACUCAAACCAAAGGGCAAUCUCCUAAAGUUAGAAAAGUGAUUAUUUUGCUGUCCAUUGUCACUUCUCUCUUAUUGUUAAACCUGUUACCUAGAUUAAUAGUGCAGAAUUUGUAUCUGACAUGUAAUUAUUUGUAAUAUAGUAAAGUGAUAUUUUACAGGAAUAA
Messenger RNA from Schistocerca cancellata (South American locust), 648 nucleotides. It is a transcript of the gene mRpL52, whose product is annotated as 39S ribosomal protein L52, mitochondrial. The record is from RefSeq and is a predicted model, not a curated record. Bases 138 to 524 code for a protein of 128 amino acids. The transcript has 4 exons. Lineage: Eukaryota; Metazoa; Arthropoda; Insecta; Orthoptera; Acrididae. Gene Ontology annotation, molecular function: structural constituent of ribosome. Gene Ontology annotation, biological process: mitochondrial translation. Gene Ontology annotation, cellular component: mitochondrial large ribosomal subunit.